ACCGCAGGCCGCUAGUUGCCGUGGAGCGUAGAGCUGCGGUGGCCUGUUUGUCUGUGCGAAGCUGGCAGGGCCUCCAAGCCCCAGCAUCUGGUCCUCAUUAAGAGCAGAGGGUAUAUAGCAGGGAUCGGCUAGGGGCUGGAGCUCAGUGCGGGGACCAUGGAGCAGACUGCCUGGGUGUGCCUGCUCUGUCUGACGGCUGGCCUGCUCUCACAUGCCCUGGACUGCUCCUCCCAGACAGGAGGACAGCUGAGGGGGGCAGGGCUACAAGGAAGCAACAUUGGGAGAACACGGCCGAUAACAAGACCUGGGUCAAGAGGGGCAAUUGGUAGCGUAGGCCACACCGAUAUUCUACAACAGUUACAGGUGUUGAGCAGACAGAAGAGGCAGCUGGAGAGGAGUGGUCCCACACACCUGGGCCCAGCCAGCCUGCCUGGAGCCGUCUCCGUCAAGGGCUUCCCCAACAUGGUCACCCAGGCGGAGCGUGCCAGGAGACAUCUGGGUCACACUGGUACAAAGAAGAAGAACAAGGUCAAAUCCCGUGUCGGCUCCUACUCUCUCAUCGUCCAUGACUUCUCCUCACCCCUCCAGGUGGAGAGAGUGAGACGGCAGCUUCAGGAGCCACCGAAGAAGGGGAAGACGGGGCGUUCUGGGGCCUACUCAGUCCUGGGGGAUGCAGUGAUUGAAAGACCCAAGAGGAGCGCACAGAAAAGGAAGAAUCCCAAGUAAAUAGUUCAGAAAUGGAAUACUAAAUAUACAUCAAUCGAGUGCCCAACAUGUUACUGUGUGCUACAUAGUUUGUAGCUGCAUUGUGUGAGUCAAUAUAUUGAUUCUGUGUAAAUUGUUCAAGUUACUAAUAUAUACAUCAGCUAAAUAUGCAGUACUGGUUAAAUAUGCUGUGUCCUUUAGAACCCUGUCAAAUACUUCUAGAUGAAUCCCUUGUUUAAAAUUAACAUAUAUUUUGAUUACAGAAAAUCGAACAUAAUCUUUAGCGAUGGUUUAACAAGAGCAUUUGUAGAGUGAAUCAAAUACUGAAUGACUACAGUAGGAUUGGCAACAUAUCCUGUACUCAUCGUAAAUUUAUGAAAUAAACAUUACCAUUUAGUUA
This is a messenger RNA of Hypomesus transpacificus, 1105 nucleotides long. RefSeq lists its product as uncharacterized. The transcript is spliced from 8 exons. NCBI's taxonomy places the organism in Eukaryota, Metazoa, Chordata, Actinopteri, Osmeriformes, Osmeridae. The coding region runs from base 157 to 726 and encodes 189 amino acids. The record is from RefSeq and is a predicted model, not a curated record.